Ziziphus jujuba (common jujube) is the source of this 1438-nucleotide messenger RNA. RefSeq names its product putative fasciclin-like arabinogalactan protein 20. The record is from RefSeq and is a predicted model, not a curated record. Bases 55 to 1224 code for a protein of 389 amino acids. Lineage: Eukaryota; Viridiplantae; Streptophyta; Magnoliopsida; Rosales; Rhamnaceae. The transcript has a single exon.
UAUGACACAUCAGCAAUCCUUCCCGCCAAUUCACUUCCUUCAAUUUUACCUCAUAUGCCACUGCUCGGCCUUCAAAGUUUUAAAACGCAGCGAAACAGAGAGAGCAAAAUCACAACCCUGAAACCAAAAACUACCUUCAGAGCUCUCUCUCCCUCUCCAAUGGCUUCCUCGUUCCUUAUCUCUCUCUUCCUUCUCUCUCUAGUUUCUCUCUCCUUCGCCCAAUCCUCCGAUACCCUCAUGGACGCUGCCGAGAUCCUCUCCGAUUCCGGCUACGAAUCCAUGGCUCUGACCCUCGAGCUCGCCUCCAAAGGAGUAAUUCCAGUCACACCCUCUCUCACCGUCUUUGCUCCGGCAGACUCAGCCUUCACACAUUCCGGUCAACCCCCAUUGACCAUCCUUCAAUAUCAUCUUCUUUCACUCGCUUUCUCAUACCGAUGCCUCCAGUCGCUACCUUUCGGGGCAAGAAUUCCAACGAUGCUCGCCAAUCACUCUCUGAUCAUCACUACGGCUCUAUCCGACUCCAGAAUCUCGAUCAACAAUGUCAGGGUUAAUGGGUCGCCGAUUUACGACGAUGGGUCGCUUAUAAUCUUCGGAAUCGACCACUUCUUCAACCCCUAUUUUCGGGUUUCGGAUCCGAAGAAUCGGACCAAGAACGUGAAAGAUCGUGUAUGUGUUCGAUCCAAUUCGAGUUAUAUGAUGGAAUUAAAAGUCGAUCAUCACCAUCCUUUUGAUGAAGCUUGUGCGGUGAUGAGAUCCAGAGGGUGCUCUGUUAUGGCGUCGUUGCUUGAAAUGCAAUUUAUCGGUUUCAAGGACCAAAGUCACCAAACCAUGUUGACCAUCUUUGCUCCUAUUGAUCAAGCUAUGGUGAAUCAGAAAACCAAUGUGAGCGAAUUCUCGUCGAUCUUUCGCCGCCAUAUCAUACCCUGCAGGCUUCGGUGGAGGGAUUUGGUGGAUUUUGUAGAUGGAACGGAAUUACAGAGCAAUUUGGAGGGGUUUACGAUCAAGAUCACCGGAUCUUCUAAAGGAUUGAGGAUCAACGGCGUUCCAGUGAUUUUGCCGGACAUGUAUCACAAUGAUUGGCUUGUGGUUCAUGGGAUCAGUGAGAUUCUUGAAGGGCCAAAGCAUGAAGAAAAAGUGCCUGAGUCUUUCUAUGGAUUUGGUAACGAAAACGAGGAGAACACCAACACCGUAGCCCACUACCAUUUCUCUGUUUUCAGGUCUUGAAGAUCUGGGUAGCCCCUUAUCUCUCUGCCAUUGAUUUUUAGUUUCAGUUGAAAAAGUUAAAUUUGUCACUGUGAAUGCAUGGUUUGGGUGUAGUUUUUCUCUACUGUAAAUUUCUUUGCAUGAGGUUGUAUGUCUGUUUGAGAUCGAUGUUUGUUUUUUCUAAUCGCUAAUCUUUUUAGUAAAUGUGUUUUCUCUUUUUUGAUGCCAAUCUUUU